Molecule: messenger RNA, 1656 nt
Organism: Mercenaria mercenaria
Lineage: Eukaryota; Metazoa; Mollusca; Bivalvia; Venerida; Veneridae
Exons: 2
Coding region: 1-1656 (551 amino acids)
Biological process (GO): DNA integration
Molecular function (GO): nucleic acid binding
Source: RefSeq, a predicted model, not a curated record
AUGGCUAAGAACAGAGUCGCUCCACUAAAGACUUUGACCUUACCUCAGUUGGAGCUCAUAGCUGCUUUGAUUGGUGCUCGGUUAGCCUCACAUCUACAGAAGAGUUUACAGACACCAAAUGUAACGUUUUGGUCAGAUAGUCAGAUAGUGUUACAUUGGCUGACAACAUCAAAACCUCUCAAACGCUUUGUGAGAAAUCGUGUCGAUGAAAUCAACCAACUUACAGGAAAAUCACUAUGGAGAUAUUGCCCUACGAACGAUAAUCCAGCCGACUUACUUACACGUGGUAUAUCUGCAGACAUUUUCCUCGAUAACCAGUUAUGGAACACCGGUCCGUCAUGGUUGACAAACAGAGUACAGUGGCCUACCUGGGAAUACGAACACGUGACACCGCAGACGACAACUGAAGAGAAUGCUGGUAACUCAGAAGAGAUCAACAUGUCAAGUUUACAGUGCUCAGACACACUCGGAAUCCAUAAUGUAAUUGACAUUACACAUUACAGUUCUUACACCAAGCUACUUCGCGUCACAGCUAACGUUAUGAGAUUCAUCCACAAUUGCAGACAAAAUACAAACAGACAAACCGGAAGUUUGUCGGCGAGUGCACUUCAUGAUGCUGAAAUUCCAUGGUUGAGAUCCUGUCAUGCGACCUCGUUUAAAGAAGAAAUUGAAAAUCUGAAGGUUAUUGGCAAGCCGUAUCGAGCACCAGACCCACCGCUACUCCCGAAGAUCCGAGUAGAAGAAGCCCCACCGUUCAGUGUUACAGGUGUGGAUUUUACUGGUGUGCUUUACGUCAGGAACGAAACCGGAAGUGAGUCCAAAUGUUACAUCUGCUUAUUCACAUGCGCAAUUACAAGGGCCGUUCACUUGGAAGUAGUUCCAGAUUUGUCGACGGAUUCAUUCUUACAAGCAUUCAGGAGGUUUAGCAGCAGAAAAUCCUUGCCAAAACUCAUGAUCUCGGACAACGCCACAACUUACCUGUCAGCAGCCAGUCAACUUAAGGAACUUUUCCAGUCAACUUCUCUACAAGAAGCGCUCAGCAUGAAGGGAACAGAGUGGAAAUUUAUACCAAAGCGGGCCCCGUGGUAUGGCGGAUUUUGGGAACGGUUAAUAGGUCUUACCAAGACGACUUUGAAGAAGAUUCUCGGAAGAGCUUUUGUAACCAUGGAAACUUUACGUACCAUUGUGACUGAAAUCGAGGCAAUUUUAAAUGACAGACCUAUCACGUACACUUCCUCAAACAUAGAAGACAUGGAACCAUUAACACCGGCACAUCUUCUUUACGGCCGUAGGAUGACGUCACUUCCGUAUUACGACAUUGAAACGGAAACCGGCAUGGCGUCUAUUCAGAGUGACCAGUCUAUACUUACCCGGAGAGCGAAGAUCCAGGCGAAUAUAAUCAACCAUUUUUGGAAACGCUGGAGGACUGAGUAUUUGACCUCUUUACGAGAAUACCACAAAACUACAGGAUCAAACGAACGAUCUAUACGGGCCGGAGAUGUGGUCCAAGUUCACGAUGAAGGACCAAGGCUGCGCUGGAAACUUGCAGGAAAUGAUGGUUUAGUUCGUGCCGCGAAAAUAAAGACUGUAAAUGGGCUAACGACGAGACCAGUGGUGAAACUGUAUCCGUUAGAGACUGUUACCAGUGAAAAGUGA